CGGGACAUCCAGGGAGGCACGGGUUCGCACGCAGCGGCGCUCCGGUGAGGCGACAGAACCCGAAGCGUAGUGGAGCCAAGCGGGUCCCGAUGCACGAGUCACGGCGACCAUCGGCGGGGAUGAGGGCGCACUCCAGCUGCCUCUGAUUAUUAAAAGUAUAUAAAUAUCACUAUGGCCGACGCGUCCGAACCAGCACCAGCGACUGCAAAAAUGGCGUCAUCAUGCGCCCGGGUCCGAGCUCUGAUGACCAUCCUCCUGCUCCUGGCGGCCAGCGGCGGCUGCGUCGCCCCGACGAGCGGCGCGGAGGCGGCGGAGGAGGCGGUGAUCUUCGGGCUGCGCCUGGAGGACACGGACGACAUCUCCUUCAUGGACCGGGGCCACCUGCGCGUCAGCGAGCGGGCUCGCGUGAAACUACGGAUAUUCGGGCAGAACAUCAACAACGAGACCUGGUCCAAGAUCGCCUUCACGGAGCACGAGCGGAGCCGCGGAGGAGCCGCCGCCACUGGGAGCCUCGAAGGCGACUCGUCGCGGGACAACCGGAGCCGGGAGGAGACGUCGGGUACCGGGCAUCCGUGCGGCAUCAGGACGUCAGACAUCAUCAUCUUGCCCAGCAUCGUGCUGAGCCGCAAGACGUCGGGCGUGGUGGAGAUCGACGUGAAGCCUUUACGCAAAACGGAACGGAGUAAGUCGUACUACUUUUGCAUCGCCACCUCCACGCCGGCGGCGCCCGGGGCGCACGGGGCACACGGGGCGCACGACCCGUGGACGGAGCACACCUGGGUGUACCACGACGGCGAGGACACCAAGGUGAUCGUGGUGGAGGAGAAGAAGUUCCUGCUGCCCUUCUGGCUGCAGGUGAUCUUCAUCUCCAUGCUCCUUUGCCUCUCGGGGAUGUUCUCCGGGCUGAACCUCGGCCUCAUGGCGCUGGACCCCAUGGAACUCCAGAUCGUGCAGAACUGCGGCACCGAGAAGGAGAAGAACUACGCCAAGAAGAUCGAGCCGGUGCGUAGCCAGGGGAACUACCUGCUGUGCUCGCUGUUGCUAGGCAACGUGCUGGUGAACACCACGCUCACCAUCCUCCUGGACGACAUCGCGGGGUCGGGGCUCAUCGCCGUGGUGAUGUCCACCAUAGGGAUCGUGAUCUUCGGGGAGAUCGUCCCGCAGGCCAUCUGCUCGCGGCACGGCCUGGCCGUGGGCGCCAACACCAUCUUCCUCACCAAGUUCUUCAUGCUGCUCACCUUCCCCGCGUCCUACCCGGUGAGCAAGCUCCUGGACUACCUCCUGGGCCAGGAGAUCGGAACGGUGUACAACCGGGAGAAGCUCCUGGAGAUGCUGCGGGUCACGGACCCGUACAACGACCUGGUGAAGGAGGAGCUCAACAUCAUCCAGGGAGCCCUGGAGCUGCGGACUAAGACAGUGGAGGACGUGCAGACACCGCUGCGGGACUGCUUCAUGAUCCCCGGAGACGCUGUCCUUGACUUCAGUACCAUGUCGGAGGUGAUGGAGAGUGGCUACACGCGCAUCCCCGUGUUCGAGGGCGACCGCUCCAACAUCGUGGACCUGCUCUUCGUCAAGGACCUGGCCUUCGUUGACCCGGACGACUGCACCCCCCUGAAGACCAUCACCAAGUUCUACAGCCACCAGCUGCACUUUGUCUUCAACGACACCAGAUUGGAUACGAUGCUGGAGGAGUUCAAGAAAGGUAAGUCCCACCUGGCCGUGGUGCAGCGGGUGAACAACGAGGGUGCGGGGGACCCCUUCUACGAGGUGCUGGGCAUCGUGACCCUGGAGGACGUCAUCGAGGAGAUCAUCAAGUCGGAGAUCCUGGACGAGACCGACCUGUACACGGACAACAAGUCCAAGAAGAGGAUCACGCACCGCGAGAGGAAGCAGGACUUCUCUGCCUUCAAGCCCCUCGACAGCGAGAUGAAGGCCAAGGUGUCUCCUCAGCUCCUGCUGGCUACCCUGCGUUUCCUAGCAACAGAGGUGGAGCCCUUCGGCCCGGUUCAGAUGUCAGAGAAGAUCCUGCUGCGUCUGCUGAGGCAUCCUCACGUCAUCCAGGAGCUCAAGUACGACGAGAAGAACAAGAAGGCCCCCGAGCACUUCCUGUUCCACCGCAACAAGCCCGUGGACUACUUCAUCCUCAUCCUCCAGGGGAAGGUGGAGGUGGAGGCCGGAAAGGAGGGCAUGAAGUUUGAAGCGGGCGCCUUCUCGUCCUACGGGAUGAUGGCUCUGACCGCCUCACCAGUCCCUCUCUCGUUGUCCCGUACCUUUGUGGUCAGUCGCGCUGAGUCCUUAGCAGGAUCUCCAGAGAAUAAGUCCCCCCCCCGGCCCUUUGGACUCAACCACUCCGACUCUCUAAACAGGAGCGAGCGGCCGGACGCCCUCCCCCCCGCGCUGGGCAGCAGCAACAACCAGCUCAACACCUUCCUGCACGUCUACGUGCCAGACUACUCGGUGCGAGCCAGCUCAGACCUGCAGUACAUCAAGGUGAGCCGGCAGCAGUACCAGAACGCCGUGCUAGCGUCCCGCAUGGACAAGACGCCGCAGUCCAGCGACACCGAGUUCACCAAGAUCGAGCUGACGCUGAGCGAGGUGUACGACGCCGUGGACCCGCCCCCCGGCCCCGGCCCCGCCCACACCAUCAGCGCCGCCCCGCCCGCCGUCACCAUGGCGACGGCCAACGAGUCGUCCCAGCUGCUCAACCAGAACUGUGUGGGGGGUCUCGGGGGGCGGCCAAACCACAGCGCCGCCCACCACCUCGAGGGCCCCAUCUAGACCCCCAGCGACCCGCCACCCCCCCCCCCCCCCGGGGGCCCUGAGGGCCCAACCCAAUACCUCCUCUGACCCACACACACACACACACGGGGGGGGGGGGGGCGGGGCGGGGGGGCGCGGGGGGAGGGAGACGGGGGGCCGGGGGUCUCACCCCCCCCUCAAAGAGGAGGGCGGGGCAGUGGGCUCCCCCCCCCCCCCCCUGCAGGGGGGCACGGACCACAUCACGGACCCGACCAAGAGGGGGCGGGGCCUCACCCAGAGGGGGCGGGGCCUCAUCCAUUGACCAGAGGGGGGCGGGGCCUCGUCCUGGAGGCGGGCGGCCGGCACGGGGCGCGGCCCCCGGUCGUCACACUGGACGACGCACACAUACGUCACACACACACACACGCAUACGCACACACAAUAACGCACACACACAGACUGACGCACACGCACACAUACGUCACACACACACAGGCAGCCGGACCCUCUACAGCCCCCCCCUCCCAGCAGGUCGCCGUGGCGAUCAGAGACUGUAGCACAACCGCUUGAGACGUCGCCAAACCAAGAAUGUUUCCUCUAUUUAUUUAUUUUAUAAUAACGUGUAUAUAUGUAUGCAUAUAGAGACAGAGAUGGCAUACACACCGGCCUACAAACAUGCAUGAGCAUGUGCACAGAUGUGAGGGGCGUGGCCUGUCAGAGACACGCCCCCGGCUUCCAGGCAUCAUGUAUAUGGAGAGGUGAGGGUCUUUUACAGAUGUGUAUAUUACAGAUCUUCUUAUUUUUUACUAUUAUUCUAAAUCGGCCGAUGGUACAAUAUCUUUUUCACCUUUAUAAGAGAAAUCACACUAUUGCCUUUCAGAGAAAUCGUUUAAUCAAUUAUUUUAACAAAAACGUGCAAUGACAUAUAUAGUUUAUUUAAGAGAUGAUUAUGGUUCCAGAGAUCCAUGUAUUGUAGAUUGACAGAUAUAUUUGUACGUAAGUAUCAUAUAUAUAUUGGUUUUCUGAAAAAAGAAAAAUGCCACUGAUCUGCCAGAGAUCCCCCCUUGCAAUGCUCCUCUCUCUCUCUCUCUCUCUCUCUCUCUCUCUCUCUCUCUCUCUCUCUCUCUCUCUCUCUCUCUCUCUCUCUCAUUCUCUCUCUCUCUCUCUCUCUCUCUCUCUUCAGGUAUGUCUAAUGUUAAGCGCCUUGAGUCCAGACUGUUUUCUAUAGUAGUUUUACUCCAGAAUGCAGUGUAGCGGUCAGCGAGAGGGAGAAGAACAAGGGAGGGGGCGGAGCUAUAAUAAUUAUGCACGUGGACAAACAUCUUUUUAUUAUUUGUUGCCAAUUUUGAAAAUAAUCAAACUUGAUAAUUGCACAGUAUUAAUGACCUCAUCUAACGUGUUGAGUAUCAUCAACGUUACAAAAAAAUAACCUCAACAUUAAAAAUGACUUAAAAGAUCCAGGCAUAUUGUUUUUAACAUUAGAAUGUGCAUGUGUGAGUGUGCGCGUGUAUAUCGUGUGGGCAUGGGUGUGUGUGUGUGUGUGUGUGUGUGUGUGUGUGUGUGUGUGUGUGUGUGUGUGUGUGUGUGUGUGUAUGCGCAUGCAUGCUAGUGCAUGAACAUGCACCCGGGCGUGUGCACGUGGCCCUUCCCUUGAUCACCUCCCGGGCAGAUGAGCUUCCAGUUUCCUGCCUUCUGUUUCAGUGCUUAUGUACAUAAACCGCCAAGUAAAGACUGACACAGGACAUCAUGAUAUUUUUUUGUAUUAGUAUUUGAUUAAAUGAUAACUUCUAUCAUCAA
Molecule: messenger RNA, 4536 nt
Organism: Gadus morhua (Atlantic cod)
Lineage: Eukaryota; Metazoa; Chordata; Actinopteri; Gadiformes; Gadidae
Gene: cnnm2b
Product: cyclin and CBS domain divalent metal cation transport mediator 2b
Exons: 8
Coding region: 172-2778 (868 amino acids)
Biological process (GO): magnesium ion homeostasis; transport
Cellular component (GO): plasma membrane
Molecular function (GO): magnesium ion transmembrane transporter activity
Source: RefSeq, a predicted model, not a curated record